Messenger RNA from Jatropha curcas, 1097 nucleotides. It is a transcript of the gene PRA1.H, whose product is annotated as prenylated RAB acceptor 1.H. Gene Ontology annotation, biological process: vesicle-mediated transport. Gene Ontology annotation, cellular component: endoplasmic reticulum; Golgi apparatus. The record is from RefSeq and is a predicted model, not a curated record. Lineage: Eukaryota; Viridiplantae; Streptophyta; Magnoliopsida; Malpighiales; Euphorbiaceae.
AAAGGUUGGUGUGGCUAAUGAAACCAACAGACAGAAGCAAGGCUUUAAGCGUUUCAUUAUUCCAAUGGCAUUUUCAGCAAAUCCACUCUCUUUAAGCGUCCCCGACUCUACCUUCGAGUCAUGGCUUCGAGACUCAGGCUACCUCGAAAUUCUCGACGACCGUUCCUCCUCCACCACCGUCCCCGAGUCCGCUUCCACCUCUGACGUCACCACCUCCACAAUAACUGGUGGCAUUUUUGUUUCUCUGUUUUAUCAUAUCCUAACCCUUCUCUCUCUUUUUACUCUCAAGCCUCUCUCUAAGCUAACCACUGAUGAUUUCUCGGGUCAAACCCCUUCCUGGACACGCGCGUUUAUUGGGGACUCUGGGUCCUACUCCUUCCCUUCCGGGUCGGACCAGGCCCGGCUCCGAGUUCAUGAGAAUGUCAAGCGUUAUGCAAGAAACUACGCUUCUCUUUUUAUUCUCUUCUUUGCUUGCACUCUGUAUCAAAUGCCGCUUGCUCUCAUUGGAUUGAUAUCAAGUUUGGCGGUUUGGGAUAUUUUCAAGUUCUGUAGUAAUAGAUGGGGAUGGGAUCGAUACCCAUUUAUUCGGCAGGUUUUGGUUCGCACUGCCCAAUGUGCAACUGCAAUUAUUCUUAUUUGUUUAAAUGUUCAAAUGGCUCUCUUCUGUGCAAUUGGCAUCAGUUAUACAGUUAUGAUUUUGCAUGCUGCAUUUCGGAAGCUGACUCCCUCAAAGCAACCUUCACAGCGGAGAUAAAAUGGAAACUUUUGCAAAUAAACAGAGAUCAGCAAUUUGUUAGUGGAUUUCUCUUUUGCUGUACGCUUUAAGCAGGUUGUCUAUGCUGACUGACAUUGAAGGUGGAAUCGGCGAGUGUAGCAUAACACUUUCAGGUGGGAUCAAUGUAUUAUAGUUCCAAGCCUAGGUGUGUUGUGAAAUAUGAAAUGCUAUAUCAAUAUUAUUGACUAAUUUUGAUCUCUAACUCUCAAUUUCUGCCAAAACUUGUAGUUGAUUCAUUAUUGUAAGAUAGCCAUGUGAAUUGCCUUCUUGCACUCUUGGUGCACUAAUUUCACAAAUUAUGAAAUUUAUGAUUAGAGGGAAA